Molecule: messenger RNA, 2091 nt
Organism: Neocloeon triangulifer
Lineage: Eukaryota; Metazoa; Arthropoda; Insecta; Ephemeroptera; Baetidae
Product: zinc finger and BTB domain-containing protein 24-like
Exons: 7
Coding region: 34-1179 (381 amino acids)
Biological process (GO): regulation of transcription by RNA polymerase II
Cellular component (GO): nucleus
Molecular function (GO): protein binding
Source: RefSeq, a predicted model, not a curated record
GCUGUUGCGCACAAUAACCACAGAAAUUUAACCAUGGGGGAGGAAGGCCACUUGUAUUCCCUCAAGUGGAACAAUUACGUCAGCCACGUGAUGGCCUCCCUAAAUUCAAUGAGGACUGACAGGGACCUAAUCGACGUGACCCUGAGCUGCGAGGGAAAGAAAAUCUUGGCCCACAAGAUGCUUCUCUCUGCCUGCAGCCCCUACUUCAAAGAUCUCUUCAAGGAGAAUCCAUGCCAACACCCCGUCAUAAUUUUCCGCCACAUCCCUUUUGGCGAUCUGACAGCUUUGGUCCAAUUCAUGUAUACGGGAGAAGUGAGCGUGGAUGAAGAUGAGCUGCCCUCAUUUUUGCAAACUGCCGAGAUGCUGGAAAUCCAGGGUCUGACUAAAGGCAGCCAGCCUGUUGAGAAGACAAAGAAUGAUAAGACUGUUCCUGUGCAACCCAAAUCUGCCCCCUCUAUUGUCCCCACGACCGUUGCAGAAACCGCUGAUAUUGUUCCUGAACCAGCCCAGGUGGCUGAAAAACCAAAAACCCGAUCUGAAAGUGCUGCCUCCCCCUCGAGAAAGAGGCGUCGAACUACCCCGACACGCCCUGAAAAAGAGUCGGUUCAGCCAAAAGAGCCUGUGAUAACACCAGAAUUUGUUACAUCCAAAGUGAAAGUUGAAGCCAUUGAAACAGAUGAUUUGCCAAUACUCGAGGAACACGAGUUCAUGUCUUACGAUGAUGGUGAUGACGACGAUGGAGAUAGAGGUGAAAAUUUGGAAUACGAGAACAAUGACUUAGAUGGGACGGAAGUAUCGGAAGGGGACCCGAGCGAUAUUCAGGACAAAGGGUUUCCUGGGUCGAGCGGGUCGUUUACGUGCCCCGCGUCGGUGGGUCAAUAUUCAGCCCAGGUCGCGUGCAGGGUGGUGCGGUGCCUCAACGGGUUCAUGUGCAGCGUGUGUCACAAAACGUUCAAGUACGCGCAGUCGUGCAGUCGACACCUCGAGUACCACUUGGGCACCACCACUUGUCAGGUCUGCGGCAAGGUGUUCACGAGUGCUCUCAGCCUCAAGAUGCACAUGGACCUGCACCUGGGACGCACCACGUGUUACAAGUGCAACAAAACGCUCAGCACCACCGCCGUGCUCCUCAAGCACCAGAAAAUUUGCCAAUAUGAAAUGAACCAUGAUGACUCAUAAUGAGUGAAAAUUUCAAGCUUUUCAUGAGGGAUCCAAUAAUUAGUGUUGAAGACCAUUUAAAUAUUAUUAUUAUGAACCUAAACAUGCAAACUCCAAAUUUUGUUCCUAAAGGAAUCCCGGAAACUUACUACCCUGGAAACUUACUACCCGGAAACUUACUACCCAUCUGAGAGUGGGCAGCAGCACAGUGGGCGAUAUAUCGAUAUCGAAAAUCGGUGCACGUACGGAAACUUACUACCCUUAACACAAUACAAAUUUUAUAAAAACUGAUAAAAAAAUUUUCAUUGAGUAAAAAAUUACUCUAAACUAAAAUUGGGAAUUUUUUUAAACCUAUAGCUGAUCGAUGAUAAAAUAUUUUUCAAUUAGUAAUUUAUUUUAUUAUACUGAUCACAAUGAAUUUUACUUGUAAUUAAUUUUUAAAACUAAUCACUCUCAUCACUUCAGUUAUUGUUAAGGACUCCUUAUUGACAUAGUCAAAUCAAGUCUUUACAACAUUUUUUCAAUUAUUGGAAAACAGUUAGAAUUUUAAAACUAUUGUUGUAAAGGCUUUGACUAUGUCAAUAAGCAGUUCUUAAUAGUUUUAAAGAAGGUUAAAUCAUUCUUGGAAGAUUAUUGAAUUAUGCAACAAAGGAAAUGCAUAAGUUUUUGGGGACAAAAUUUUUCAUAGUUAAAUUAAUUUUAAUUCUAAAUUUCAAGCAAGAAUAAAAAUGUUAAUACAAAAAGCCACUCUCUAAAGGACAAUACUCAUGAUAUGAGUAUAAUUUUAAUUUGUACAAUAUCAAUAAAUAUGUGGUCUCUACGGAUAAAAAAAUUAAUAAUUUUGUGAGAUAUAAUAAUUUUUUGUAAUAUAAUUUGUUAUUUUUAUUAUAUCCCCUGAAUAAGUUACGGAUUUCCAAACCCAUUCUUUGUGUU